Messenger RNA from Mytilus californianus (California mussel), 3906 nucleotides. RefSeq names its product PACRG-like protein. The transcript has 7 exons. The record is from RefSeq and is a predicted model, not a curated record. Bases 152 to 862 code for a protein of 236 amino acids. Lineage: Eukaryota; Metazoa; Mollusca; Bivalvia; Mytilida; Mytilidae.
AUUCUUGGCUAAAAACAUAUUUCAGAACCAGUUUAAAACUUAAUGCAGACGAAUCAUAACUCCAAAGUUGUACACAAUCAAGUUAAAAAACUAUUCGAUCUUAAAGAAAUCAUGUUGACUUUAACAGUUUAAUUCCGAAUUUGAAUUAUAGAUGGCAACAUCAGGACAGAAAAGGCUGGGUUCAGGCGGCUUGCCAUCCAGAACACCACUUUUCGGUGCAAACAAAGCAGCAAGUUCAAAAGCAGAGAGCUCUACCAAAUCUCAACAAAGCACAAGAUUGACAAAACCAUCAGAUAAAUUAAACCCCAAAACAGUAGACCCUUUUAGCUCAUCAUCAAAGAGUCAGUCAGCAUUUGCAGCUGUCUAUACAAAAGGAGGGGUACCAUGCAGGUUGCAACAUGGAUCUGUGAAACACAAAUUAGGAUGGGAUACUCAUCCAGAUCAGCUUCCUUUUGAUCCUGUGUUAGUAACAUUAUCAGAGGGUCUGCAAGAAAGCAUACAUCCCUACUCAUUUGUAGCAAGGACAGGCUUUAAAGAAAUGUUAGAAUCCAAUGGUGCCAUUGAGAAAGUAUUACCACUCCUGCCAAAAGUUUGCUAUGGUGUUCGAGCUGCCCUAGGCAACAAAAACAGUGAUGUAUUUGCAGCAGGACUAGAGGCCACAAUACAAUUAAGUAAUCUGACAGGACCUCACUUAAACCCACAUCUUAAAAAUCUUCUUGUUCCUGUUUCCAAAAGAAUGAUGGAUAAAAAGUUUAGAGAUAAAAUUACAACAGCAUUACAGACUUUUGAACAAAAUGGAGGAAAGGAAGCUUUACCAGUGAUCAAGUCAAAGGUGCCAACAUAUACAACAAUAUUUAUGUGAGCUGAUUAAUAUAUGUGAGGGUACUGGCUUUCUGAAGAUUUACAUGCAGAAAACACUAUUCUAAUAUGUGUAUCUCAGAUGAAUUUAAUGAUAAGGUUGUGGUUUACACAAGCUCUCUGUGAUGACUUAUGAUGAUAUAUAACUUGUAACGUUUAUGUUUGGUUUGUACUAGACUGUGCUAGUCCAUUUGCCAUAAUUUGUACCAAAAAUGUUUUUUAUUCAUUGUUAGAUCUGUUCUGUUUAAAGGCCCUACAUACCUAGUUAUUUCAUUGUUAGAUAGUUUCAUUUAGCUUACUUCACAAAGGGCUCCUUUGUCUGCCUUGUUAAGGAGCCCUUUGCAAAAAUUCUCUGAGAGGUCUGUAGGUGACAUGAAGGAAGGCUAAAUCAAUGGCCUAUCCAACAUACCCUAAUUUUCGCAGUGGCAGUUCUAAGCUUUUAUUAUCCAAUUCAAGUGUUGAAAUUAGUGGCCUUAUUAUGCCUUCCUCUCUUUCUAUUGUUACAGAUGACAGAAAAAAAAAUCAUGCUAUAUUUUUUUAUCAGUAUAAUUUUCCUUCCAGGCCAAAAGACAUUGGCUGUGUUGAAAGAAUUUCUUCCAAUUUUUUCUGAAUGGAAUUGAAAAAUGAGAAUAUCUUAUAUUACAUAGGAAAUUACUGUAUGACAAAUUUCUCCAUUUAAUUUUAAUUUUUUGUCUGGCGUACAAAAUGAUAAGCCUGGUAUCUUUGAUGAGUUUCUUUUUAAUAAGUCUUUAAAAGAUUACUUUAAUGUUUAGUUGAUUAAUGUAUAUAAUCCCUUAUAUAUUUUUGUCAUUAUUGUACUUUUUUUACUGUACCUUAUAAAGAUUCAGUUUUGUUUACCACAUAUUUUAUUUUGCUUUUCACACAAGGGCACUACUGUUGUGUGGUUUUAAUCAUUAGCUACAAUCAAAGCACCUGUAAAUAAGUAUUUUUUUAUAUCAUCAUUAUAAUGUAAUUUAUUAUAUUAUCAUUGUUGCCUAUAUUGAUAUAUCCAACAAUUCAAUGAAAAGAACCUUGGACAGCCAAACACAAAAGACUGUUACUUUAUGUUGGUAGUCUCAAUUCCCCUGCUACCAAUAGACAUGUACAAUAUUUUUUUUCAGUACAAGAAAAACCACCAUCAGGUACAUAAGACAAGAAAUUUAGGAGGCAAAUAUAUAUUUGUAAAACUACGUGCCAAAAUUCAUUUAACGGUAAUCCCUAAAAGUGUCUAAAUUCACAUGCAUAUAUACAAAAGGUUAAUUGAAAAAUGUCAAUCUAAGGAUAUCUGAAUUAUGAUACAAUUGCAUCUAAAUAUUUACUUAUUAAUAAAUUAAACAUAAUUUUGUUCUCAAUUUUCCCUGAUAAUACCAGAUUGUAAUGAAUAUUUCCACUGGGCAUUAAGCAAAUAGCAACUAGAGGUUACCAUAGAGUAACAGACUUUCAACAUGCCCUGCAAAUCAGUCCAUUUGUAAGUUAUGGUCAAGGUCAGGAACAAUCCUCUAAGGACAUUUUUACUGUAGAAAAAACCAAGCCAAUUGCAUAGACAAAGUCAACAUCUAACCAUUGAAAGAUGUCAAAAUUAUAUGUAUAACCAAGUGUUGCAUGCAUAUUUUCAAAAUAUUUAAUAUUUUUUAUUUGAGUCAGAUUUUAAGUGUAAUUCCUAGGGUAUUUUAAAAAUAGAAAAAUUGACAAAUUAUACAUGUGUAACUAGCAAAUCAAAUUUCUGUGUUAUAGGUAUAAUCAUGACUACAGUUUAAAAUUUAAUUUAACAUUUACUUUUAACCUCAAAAUGAAUUAUUACAGAUGUUAUAAAAGCUUCAAAUGUUUAAGAUUACAGAUUACUUUCACCAAAUGUCUUGACAUCAUGAAUAAAUAAGUAUAAUUAUGAUGUCUGAUGUCAGCAAACCUAUGGUUUCAUUAUGGUAUUUCAGUGACAAUGCUAAUGCUAAUUCUUUCAUUCAAUUAAUUUUUGAAUGAGUUAGAACAUUGUUUGCAGCUUAAGCAGGUAAAGUACUAUAUGAUUUACCUCUGUCUACCUAUAACACAUUUCUGGUCCAUUUCUUGGAGUAACUACAUGAUACCUACUGAUAUAUGAAGCAAAGCUUCAAGUGUUACACAUUUUUAGUUGCUUUGAUGUUCUACAUUCUGUUUGCCAAAAAAUUGUGUCUUAAAAAAUGUCAUCCAAAUAUACGAAUUUUUUUCUAAAUUUUUCUCAGCAACAAGGAGUCAAAGCUGCUUGACAUAUGGCACCCAGCUUUAUCUUGUCGUGUCUUUUAAAAUGUGUGACAUAUUUUAAAUUCCUUAUAUGUUCUACAUGUUUAUGGCCAAGGAACAGUAAAUGACCUGUGUCACAGAUUUUGGUAAAUAUUUUGCAAACAACUUUGCCACCUUGAACUUUAACUGAUAAAAUUAAGACAGUGGUGCCCAAUAAAUAAUAUAAUACUCCCUUUAUUUGGGUGGGGGGGUUACAUCAGUCAAAGUGUUUCUUGUGUAAAAAAUACUACAAAUGUCGACAUAACGUGUCAGCAGUGUAAAGCUGUAAAACAACAUUUUUAGACAUUUUUCAGUACCCGCUAGGUACCAAAAUAGUUCAAUUUUAUGUGCUUUCAAUUCAAAUAUACAUCUAUUUUGAAAGAAUUCAUUUAAUAAUACUUUUGAAAAUAAAAGAGAAGAAUGCAUUAUUUUUUUUAUUUUCAGUUCAAGUUUAACAUACUACAUCUGUAUGCAAAAUUUUAUAAAAAUCUGUGGUAUGACCCAUUUACUGUUACUUGACCAUAAAGAAUUCACAUGGGAAAUUUGAUUGCUUCAAAUAUUUACUGCAAAAUAGUCAACACCAUUGGACAAGAGUUUAAUACAGAACAAUAGCUCAGAGUCCAUCUUUUUUUAAUUACUGCUUGCCAUUAUACUGCUAGUCACAUGUUAAAAUUUUCAUGCCAUGUAAUGUGGUUCUUUGAAAAGAAGAGCAUUAUAAUCUUAUGUUUUAUAUAUAUAUUUCUGUAUUGAUGGAUCAUUCAGUGAUUUUUAUAACAUUAAAUAAUUAUAACUUGA